CACACCCAAAUUGAAAGCACUAAACUUCUUAGUUUAUAAAUACCCUAUAGUUUUUCUUCUAAAUGAUAUCAAGAAACACAUUUCAACAAAUCAAGCAAAGCCAUUUGGUCUAUAGUAAUGGGUCUCAUUAAAAGCCUUUUUUCAAGAUUUAUUCUUCAAGACUUCCAUGAAGCAGUGGAUAGAAUGACCACCUUACAUGCUUUUCUCUUUCUUAUUGUACACACAGUUGAUAAGCAUGAUCUGUGGCAUCGUUUACCUGUUUUCAUAGGGCUAAUAUACUUAGUGAUUAGGCGUCAUCUUCAUCAAAAGUACAACCUCUUAAAUGUUGGAACAAAACCUAAAAUGUUUAGGUCAUCCAACCAUCAUGACCAUCCAUAUAGAACAGCUGAUGGAAAAUAUAAUGACCCUUUUAAUGAUGAUGCUGGAAGCCAAGGGACUUUCUUUGGUAGAAAUGUUCACCCUGUCUAUCAAAAGGAUAAGUUAUUGAAACCAGAUCCAAUGGUUGUGGCCGCAAAACUUCUAGAGAGGAAAACUUUCAAGGACACUGGAAAGCAAUUCAAUGUGAUAGCUGCAUCUUGGAUUCAAUUUAUGAUACAUGAUUGGAUUGAUCAUUUAGAAGACACUAAGCAGAUUGAAGUUGUAGCACCAGAAGAAGUUGCAAGUCAAUGCCCACUAAAAUCUUUCAAGUUCUUUAAGACAAAGGAGAUUCCCACUGGCCUUGAUGAUAUCAGGACUGGAGCAGCAAACAUACGUACACCUUGGUGGGAUGGAAGUGUGAUAUAUGGAAACAAUCAAGAAGUUUUGAAUGAAGUUAGGACUUCCAUUGAUGGGAAGCUCAAAAUAUCAUUAAAGGAUGGUACCCUUCUCCAUAAUGAAGAUGGAGUAGCAAUUUCAGGUGAUGUUCGUAAUAGUUGGGCUGGUGUCUCAACUUUGCAAUCCCUUUUUAUUCAAGAACAUAAUCUUGUUUGUGAUACUCUCAAGAAACAUCACCCAGAUUUGAAAGAUGAAGAGGUUUAUCGAUAUGCUAGAUUGGUGACUUCAGCAGUGAUUGCAAAGAUUCACACCAUAGAUUGGACUGUAGAACUCCUUAAAACAGACACUUUGCUUGUAGGCAUGCGAGCCAAUUGGUAUGGAUUAUUGGGAAAGAAAUUCAAGGACACAUUUGGGCAUGUUGGAACAUCCAUCUUGAGUGGAUAUGUUGGAAUGAAGAAACCAGACAAUCACGGUGUUCCAUACUCAUUAACUGAGGAAUUUGUCAGUGUUUAUAGAAUGCAUGCACUCUUACCUGAUACCUUACAAUUGAGAGAUGAUUCUGCUACUCCAGGAUAUAAUAAAUCCCCACCAAUAAUCAAAGAGAUUCCUUUGUAUGAUUUGAUUGGACUACAAGGAGAAACGACCUUGGAAGAGAUACGAGUUUCAAGGCAAUUAGUAUCAAUGGGUCACCAAGCUUCUGGGGCACUAGAACUUUGGAACUAUCCUUCAGUGCUCAGAGACUUAGUACCACAUAACGUAGAUGGCACAGAAAGAUUUGAUCAUGUGGACUUAGCUGCUCUUGAAAUUUACAGGGAUAGAGAGAGGAAUGUAGCUAGAUAUAACCAACUCAGGAGAGGAUUAUUGAUGAUACCUAUAAAAAAAUGGGAGGAUUUGACAGAUGAUAAGGAAACAAUUGAAGUAUUGGAAGAGGUAUAUGGUGAUGAUGUUGAGGAGCUUGAUGUUCUAGUAGGUCUCAUGGCUGAGAAAAAGAUAAAGGGUUUUGCAAUUAGUGAUACAGCUUUUACAAUAUUCCUUCUCAUGGCAUCUAGGAGACUAGAGGGUGAUAGAUUUUUCACAACCGAUUUCAAUGAAAAGACAUACACUAAAGAGGGAUUGAAAUGGGUGAACACAACUGAGAGCUUAAAGGAUGUAAUUGAUCGUCAUUAUCCAGAAAUGACACAAAAAUGGAUGAACUCUUCUAGUGCAUUUUCUGUUUGGGACUCACGCCCAAACAAACAUAAUCCUAUUCCAAUUUACCUUCGUGGUCAUAAUUAAUCAAUUUAAUUUUUGCAAUAUUUUCCCAAAUUUGUUGUCCCUGAACUUGAUUAUGUAUUUGUAUUUGAAUUUGUAUUUGGAUCAUCUUAAAUAAGUCCUUGUUGCAUUUGUAUUUAUACAUACACAUUGUACAUGCGUAUGUAUUCAUGUUUAUUUGUUAACGUUCCUUUUACUUGUCUCUUUUGUUUUCCUCAACAAUCAAAUAAAGGUGAUUAAUUAGAUAUA
Molecule: messenger RNA, 2253 nt
Organism: Cicer arietinum (chickpea)
Lineage: Eukaryota; Viridiplantae; Streptophyta; Magnoliopsida; Fabales; Fabaceae
Product: alpha-dioxygenase PIOX
Biological process (GO): response to oxidative stress
Molecular function (GO): heme binding; oxidoreductase activity, acting on single donors with incorporation of molecular oxygen, incorporation of two atoms of oxygen; peroxidase activity
Source: RefSeq, a predicted model, not a curated record